AGAAAAAGUAAUUAAUUAAAAGUUUUGACUUCAUAUAUAUUAAUUAGAUUAGAUGCAAAUCAAAUCAAAUCAAUUCAUUUUUGCAAUCCCAUCGCAAUGUCUUCUCCAAAUGCCACGGAGUUGAACCUAUUUCAACGCUUGCCUCUUGGGAUUAUAUGGAAAUCAUCUGUAGCUAUUGCAGGCCUAGUAUUCUUCUACGCAUUCUUGUUUAGCCACAAUCUUGAUAACCAAUCAUCAGACUCAUUUGUAACGCUUCAACUUAAACGCCCAGCUUCAUCACCUAAUGUUACCAUCCAUUCUCCUACCAAUAUUAGCCACAUUGGAUUCAUAGUUAUAAGCUCAUUGAACUCCUGGAAGAAUAGAAAUCCAUAUAUUCUAUCAUGGUGGCGGCCAAAUGUAACUAGAGGAUGUAUCUUCUUAGACAAAGAACCCACACAAGAAUACCUACCUUGGCCUUCAACUUCUCCUCCUUACAGAGUCAAUGAAGACGUCACCAAAUUAAGUGUCUAUCCUAAGCUUGUAAGCCCUGACCAAGUUCGAAUGUUUCGUUCGAUUUUAGAUAUGUAUAGAGUGGGAGAUAAUAAAGAUUUGAGAUGGUUCAUGAUGUGUGAUGAUGACACUAUUCUCUUGGUGGAUAACUUAGUUGAGGUUCUACAGAAGUAUGAUCAUACAAACUACUUUUAUAUUGGGGAUAAUUCAGAAUGUGUAAAGUCCAAUGCUGAUUUCUCUUUUGACAUGGGAUUUGGUGGAGCUGGCUAUGCUUUGAGCUACCCAUUAGUGGAAGCGUUGUCAACCAAAUUAGAUGCUUGCAUUGAGAGAUAUCCACAGUUAUAUGUUAGUGAUCAUAUGGCACAAUCUUGUUUAGCUGAUAUUGGAGUCGCUUUAACCAUUGAAAAGGGAAUCCAUCAGAUAGAUUUGCACGAUGACAUAUCAGGUCUUUUAUCAGCUCACCCACAAUCUCCUCUUCUCAGUCUCCACCAUUUUGAUUUUAUAAAUCCAAUCUUUCCUUCCAUGGAUCGUUAUCAAGCUACAAAUCAUCUUAUGACAGCAGCAAAAUAUGAUCAAUCUCGCUUCCUGCAACAAACAAUCUGCUACCACAGGGAAAGGAACUGGUCUUUCUCAGUGUCAUGGGGUUAUUCUACUCACAUAUAUGAGAAGACAAUCCCCAGAAGUAUUCUACGUAAACCCCUCGAGACAUUUAAGCCUUGGCGUUGGAAUGGUAGUCCUCCAUUGUACAUGUUCAACACUCGUUGGGUAAACAACGAUCCAUGUGAUGCUCCUCAUGUAUUUUUCUUUCAAUCCAUAGAGUAUAAUGCUUCAGGGAAUCAACUUCUUACAACCUAUAUUCGAGCUUCACCUCGUAAUUUGCCACCUUGUUCAGUUGAUGGCAACCAUUCUGCGGAUUCCAUCUCUGAAAUUCUGGUGCUUUCUCCGGCCACAACCCGCAAGACUGCUGGUGUAAUAGAAUGCUGUGAUGUUGAGUACAAGGCUGAGAUGAAUAUUACAGAGAUUAAGAUCAGUGAACCACCACCGCCGGUGAUGCCCACCAGCACAGCACAGCUUCGGCGACCCUCCAGGCGGCCUCCAGCGGUGGCCAAAACCAUCGGAAGCGGCAACAAGGGAAGGAGAGGGAGAGGGAGAGAGAGAAAGAAAAAAAAAUGGGUCCCAAACUUUGAAUGCUCGCAUCCGACGAUCCCGAUGUCCGAUUGGAGUGAUUCCAAUGGCUAUGGACUCCUAAGAGAGAGCUCUUUUAGAUGA
This is a messenger RNA of Hevea brasiliensis (rubber tree), 1758 nucleotides long. RefSeq lists its product as uncharacterized. The transcript is spliced from 4 exons. Gene Ontology annotation, molecular function: acetylglucosaminyltransferase activity. The record is from RefSeq and is a predicted model, not a curated record. The coding region runs from base 97 to 1758 and encodes 553 amino acids. Lineage: Eukaryota; Viridiplantae; Streptophyta; Magnoliopsida; Malpighiales; Euphorbiaceae.